Messenger RNA from Colletotrichum higginsianum IMI 349063, 447 nucleotides. RefSeq lists its product as uncharacterized. Bases 1 to 447 code for a protein of 148 amino acids. The transcript has a single exon. NCBI's taxonomy places the organism in Eukaryota, Fungi, Ascomycota, Sordariomycetes, Glomerellales, Glomerellaceae. The record is from RefSeq and is a predicted model, not a curated record.
AUGAGCAACCCUCAGGGGCCCCAAGUGGCCGGCAAGGACUACAACCCCUCCGUCUUCAGCCAAGACACUCUCGUCGGCUCCGACGCCAAUUCGGUCCACCCGCUGCUCACCCGCAACGUCGACGGCACCACCACCACCACCACCACCACCAGCCCCCUCCGUGGCACCGACCCGCAGCCGAGCGCGAGCGACAACUUCCACUACGUCUCCACGCGCGUCGUCAAGGAGAUCCCCAAGGCCAAGACGCCGUCGGACCCCAAGUCCCCGCUGGGCCGGCUCAAGAACCUGCUCAAGCCCCCCGUCGUUAAGGCCGUCGAGGCGCUGCCGAGCCACGAGGGCAAGUCGUAUCACGUCAACGAGCAGGGUCAGAUCAUCGAGACGACGACCCGGAGAGCAGGCGAGUGCGGCUGCGAGCGGUGGUUCCACUGGUGCGGCCGUGACAUUUAG